UUUGAUGAUAAUGGAUACUUAAUCAUUCCUAAUUUCUUCACUAAAGAGGUAGCGAACCAUUUACUCCAGCGUGCUAAACAACUGCUCAAUGACUUCUCACUCGACGGUCAUCCAAUGACGAAAUUCUCGACUGGAAGGAAAGAUGGUAACGCGGAUGGCAAGCAUGUUGGUGAUACCUACUUCUUAGAAUCGGGUGAUAAAAUUCGAUUCUUCUUUGAGGAAGAUGCUUUCAAUGCCGCUGGUGAACUGGUCAGACCUAAGGAGCUAUCGGUCAACAAGAUCGGACACGGCGUUCAUGAGCUGGACUCAGCUUUCAGGCACUUUACACUUCAGAAUGAUAAUAUCAAGUCACUUGCUCGCGAUCUCGGUGCUCAUAUAGAUCCACUAGUCUUGCAAUCCAUGAUCAUCUGUAAACAACCUAACAUCGGAGCUAAAGUUCCAAUACAUGAUGACUCCACAUUUCUCUACACUGACCCGCCUAGUGCCUUGGGCUUUUGGUUUGCGCUUGAGCCAUGUACGGCGGGACCCAUCAAUAAUGGUUGUUUGAGCUUUAUUCCUGGAAGUCACAAAAGAAACAAAGUCUAUCAAAGAUUUGUAAGGUUACCUGAAGGUGGAACUGGUUUUGCUAAAGUUGCAAAUCAGGAAGAUAAACCGGAUUGGGAAUCAGAUCCGAAUUGGGUUACUGAAGAAUGCGACGCUGGUACACUUGUGUUAAUCAACGGACUAGUUAUCCACAAAUCCGAACGCAACCUGUCCCCUCAUUCCCGAUUUAUUUACACGUUCCAUAUGAUUGAAGGAGAUGGUGGUUCUAAAUAUGAUGAACUCAAUUGGCUUCAACCAAGCCCUACGGUUCCGUUCUCGCGGCUUCUCGGAUGA
Molecule: messenger RNA, 876 nt
Organism: Melampsora larici-populina 98AG31
Lineage: Eukaryota; Fungi; Basidiomycota; Pucciniomycetes; Pucciniales; Melampsoraceae
Exons: 7
Source: RefSeq, a predicted model, not a curated record